Messenger RNA from Pipistrellus nathusii (Nathusius's pipistrelle), 2076 nucleotides. Lineage: Eukaryota; Metazoa; Chordata; Mammalia; Chiroptera; Vespertilionidae. The record is from the annotation of a GenBank genome assembly.
AUGGAAGAAUCAUCAAUAAGCCGGGUACCAUCUCGGGGAGGAGUCAGCUUUUUGAAUGUGGCCCGAACCUACAUCCCCAAUACGAAGGUGGAAUGUCACUACACCCUUCCCCCAGGCACCGUGCCAAGUGCCAGUGACUGGAUUGGCAUCUUCAAGGUGGAGGCUGCCUGUGUGCGAGAUUACCACACGUUUGUGUGGUCUUCGGUGCCUGAAAGUGCAACUGAUGGUUCCCCCGUCCAUGCCAGUGUCCAGUUCCAAGCCAGCUACCUGCCCAAACCAGGAGCUCAGCUUUACCAGUUUCGAUAUGUGAAUCGCCAGGGCCGGGUGUGUGGACAGAGCCCCCCUUUCCAGUUUCGAGAGCCAAGGCCCAUGGAUGAACUGGUGACUCUUGAGGAGACUGAUGGCGGCUCUGACAUCCUGCUGGUUGUCCCCAAGGCAACUGUGCUGCAGAACCAGCUGGAUGAGAGCCAGCAAGAGAGGAAUGACCUGAUGCAGCUGAAGCUGCAGCUGGAGGGGCAGGUCACGGAGCUGAGGAGCCGAGUACAGGAGCUGGAGACGGCUCUGGCGACUGCCAGGCAGGAGCACGCGGAACUGAAAGAGCAAUACAAGGGGCUUUCCCGGUCCCAUGGGGAAUUAACAGAAGAGAGGGACAUCUUGAGCCGGCAACAAGGAGAUCACGUGGCACACAUCCUGGAACUGGAAGAUGACAUCCAGACCAUCAGUGAGAAAGUGCUGACAAAGGAGGUGGAGCUGGACAGGGUUAGAGACACAGUGAAGGCCCUGACUCGGGAACAAGAGAGGCUCCUUGGGCAACUGAAGGAAGUACAAGCAGACAAGGAGCAAAGCGAGGCUGAGCUCCAAAUGGCACAACAGGAGAAUCGUCGCUUGAAUUCGGAGCUGCAGGAGGCCAAGGGCCGGCAGGAGGAGCAGGGUGCGCAGACCCAGCGACUAAAAGACAAGUUGGUUCAGAUGAAGGACACCCUAAGCCAGGCCCAGCAGCGGGUGGCUGAGCUGGAGCCCCUGAAGGAGCAGCUUCGAGGGGCCCAGGAGCUUGCAGCCUCAAGCCAGCAGAAAGCCACCCUGCUUGGGGAGGAGCUGGCCAGCGCAGCGGGAGCCAGGGAUCGCACCAUAGCCGAACUACACCGCAGCCGCCUGGAACUGGCUGGAGUCAACGGCAGGCUGGCUGAGCUCAGUCUGCAUUUGAAGGAGGAAAAAAGCCAGUGGAGCAAGGAACGGGCAGGGAUGUUGCAGAGUGUGGAGGCAGAGAAGGACAAGAUCCUGAAGCUGAGCGCAGAGAUACUUCGGCUGGAGAAGGCAGUUCAGGAGGAGAGGACCCAGUAUCAAGCACUCAAGACUGAACUGGCCCACGAAAAGGAGGCUAGCCUGGUGCAGUUGUCAGAGGGUAAGCGGGAGCUGACGGAGCUGCGGUCAGCCCUGCGUGUGCUCCAGAAGGAAAAGGAGCAGUUGCAGGAGGAGAAGCAGGAACUGCUGGAGUACAUGAGAAAGCUGGAGGCCCGCCUUGAGAAGGUGGCCGAUGAGAAGUGGAAUGAGGAUGCUGCUACAGAGGAUGAGGAGGCAGUUGCAGGGCUGGGCUGCCCGGCAGCUCUGACUGACUCGGAGGAUGAGUCCCCAGAAGACAUGAGGCUCCCACCUUAUGGCCUGUGUGAACAUGGAAAUCCAGGCUCCUCUCCUCCUGGGCCACGAGAAGCUUCUCCCCUAGUUGUCAUCAGCCAGCCAGCUCCCAUCGCUCCCCAUCUCUCAGGGCCAGCUGAGGACAGUAGCUCUGACUCGGAGGCUGAGGAUGAGAAGUCAGUCCUCAUGGCAGCCGUGCAGAAUGGGGGUGAAGAGGCCAACCUGCUGCUUCCUGAGCUGGGCAGUGCCUUCUAUGACAUGGCCAGUGGCUUUGCAGUAGGUCCCUUGUCAGAGGCCAGCACUGGGGGCCCCGCCACCCCCCCAUGGAAGGAGUGCCCUAUUUGUAGGGAGCGCUUCCCCGCUGACAGUGAUAAGGACGCCCUGGAGGACCACAUGGAUGGACACUUCUUCUUCAGCACCCAGGACCCCUUCACCUUCGAGUGA